Molecule: messenger RNA, 2691 nt
Organism: Fundulus heteroclitus (mummichog)
Lineage: Eukaryota; Metazoa; Chordata; Actinopteri; Cyprinodontiformes; Fundulidae
Gene: rrh
Product: retinal pigment epithelium-derived rhodopsin homolog
Exons: 7
Coding region: 159-1169 (336 amino acids)
Biological process (GO): G protein-coupled receptor signaling pathway; visual perception
Cellular component (GO): photoreceptor outer segment; membrane
Molecular function (GO): G protein-coupled receptor activity
Source: RefSeq, a predicted model, not a curated record
CUGGAAUGUAAUAAUCCACCGAGAAACAGGCUUUAGUUUCCCAACACUAGCUCCCUGGAUCUUUAUUCUGUUCGAACAGGAUCUGCAUAGUUCUCACCGUUCUUCUCUUUGUGCAGUCAAUAUCAGUUUUGAUAUUGCUUUUAAAAACAAGUUGGAAGAUGGGGAUGGACUCGGUGGUAAACAGCUCUGAUGAUGAUGCACCAUACGGAGGAAAAAGUGCUUUCAGCCAAACGGAGCACAACAUUGUGGCUGGAUAUCUGAUAACUGCAGGUGUCAUCAGUUUGGCCAGUAACAUCGUAGUCCUGCUGAUGUUCGUGAAGUUCAGGGAGCUCCGCACUGCCACUAACUUCAUCAUCAUCAACCUGGCCUUCACCGACAUUGGAGUGGCCGGUAUUGGCUAUCCCAUGUCUGCUGCCUCAGACAUUCACGGAAGCUGGAAGUUCGGUUACACUGGCUGUCAGAUCUAUGCUGCCCUCAACAUCUUCUUCGGCAUGGCCAGCAUAGGCCUGCUGACUGUGGUCGCAGUUGAUCGCUACCUCACCAUCUGCAGACCAGACAUCAGUCAGAAAAUGACUGUUAGAUCUUACAACAUCCUUAUUCUGGGUGCCUGGCUGAAUGCUGUUUUCUGGUCCACCAUGCCCAUACUAGGCUGGGCAGGUUAUGCCCCUGACCCCACUGGAGCAACGUGCACAAUCAACUGGAGAAAAAAUGACGCCUCCUUCAUCUCCUACACAAUGACUGUGAUUGCGGUGAAUUUUGUGGUUCCUCUGUCUGUCAUGUUUUACUGCUACUACAACGUUUCUGUCACUGUGAGACGAUACAAAGCCAGCAACUGCCUGGACAACAUCAACAUCGACUGGUCUGAUCAGAUGGAUGUCACCAAGAUGUCUAUUGUAAUGAUCAUCAUGUUUCUGGUUGCCUGGUCUCCCUACUCCAUGGUGUGUCUCUGGGCAUCGUUUGGUGACCCGAAGACCAUUCCUGCCCCAAUGGCCAUAAUUGCUCCCCUCUUCGCAAAGUCCUCAACGUUUUACAACCCCUGCAUCUAUGUCAUAGCCAACAAAAAGUUCAGGAGAGCCAUCAUCGGGAUGAUUCGGUGUCAAACAAGACAACGGAUCACAAUCAGUACCCAGGUUCCAAUGACAAUCUCCCAGCAGCCUCUGACCCAGUGAUUAAAUUGGGUCAGAGGCUCUUCAAAGGAAAACUACACACAUAUUUAAAUAUCCCUACAUUAUAACCUUCUAAUGAAUAUUUAUGUAAUUCAGUUAUCAGUGUUUGUCAAUUGUAACUGGUUUUCUGUUGAAUAAUAAUAAUUGGUUGGGUGUGGUAUUUACUAUGUAAAUUCCACUUGUUUUUACUUGGUGGCUGUUGUUUUGGUCCAGAUAAAGCAAUUCUAAACUACUGAUGAUAAUAAACUUGCAUAUUACCAUUUUAUCCAACAGGUAGGGAAACAAAUAUUUAAUUAAUGAAAAUUAUUACAUCAUUUAAAUCAGGCCACAUUUCCCCUUUAAUAAUGUCUCUCAAUGGCUUUUGACUAGUGUAGUGAAGUGGUUUGAGUACUUGUGAUAAACCUCUCUCCCAUUUUCAAUCUGCUCCAGUUAGCCUAAUGUUCAGAUUGCUCCACAGAGGACUCCGUUUUCUCUGUGUUAUAACUGGCCCUAAAACAGCUUGAAGGAAAACACAGUCAUCAGGAUCAGGGCCAGUGUGAACCGUCACCAAAUUAUACCCUUAUUUUAUAUCUAAAGAUGUUAGAUUUUUCCUUCUCAUUUUGUCCCUAUAAACAAACUGCGUUUUAAACCAUGUGCAAUGUAUGACUUUAUUUUUCAUUGCAGAUGAGGAUAUUUAUGAAUGAUUGUGAAAAUUUGUCAGAAAAUUAUUUAAUCUCAAGUUAUUAAAUUGUGAAAUUUAUAUGUGAGAAUGUUGUAUUACACUCUUCUUCCAUUUAUCUUAGAACUGCGCCCCUUUUUGGUCUAGUUGAGUCUUUUAAAACAUGAUAAAAUAUGACUAUGAAAAUAAGUCUAGCUGUUCGUAGAUAUCUAUUCAACUCUCCAUAUUUUAGACUAUAAUGUUUUAAAUGGCAGUUGACUGUAAUUAGUAGCAGCAGGUGGAGGUGAUCAAGAACAGAUUGACUGGAGACUGAGGAGUGGACUGAGCUUAUUAGAUGGGGAGAGAUGACUGCUGGCUGAGGGGAAUGAAAACUCAUUAGUCAAAGAAAGUCCAGACAGACUUUCUUUGACUACUUAGUUAGUCAAAGGAUACCAGACGCCCUAAAAAAAUUGUCUCUCAAAAGUCCAAACAAAAUACAACAACCCCAAAAGGGCAAACUAAGAGCUCAGGCGGGCACCCCAGAGGCAGACCUUGUUGUGGCAGGAUCUCUGGCAAGAAUCCUGGAGGCAGUACAGGGCUCUUGGUGGGCAUCGGUGACUCAGACGAGCACCACCGAUGAAGACCUGCAUCUUAUCUGGAGCUUGGCGUCAAGAACACCCAGAAAUCUGAUGCCCAGUAUCCUCUGAAGCAGCCUCGAAGAACCUCUGGUGACAGCAACCCACACAGUAACUUUGGAAGAUACCUUUGAAGCAGCAGCUCCGGAACACAACUUAGCAGCUCCAAAUGAAAGAACCCUCGUAGCAACCUGGGGACCUUAUAAUAACCACAAGGCCCUGGGUGCUAGACGUCUCCAUGAAGCCCUGGGUG